Molecule: messenger RNA, 6445 nt
Organism: Lepus europaeus (European hare)
Lineage: Eukaryota; Metazoa; Chordata; Mammalia; Lagomorpha; Leporidae
Gene: JADE2
Product: jade family PHD finger 2
Exons: 14
Coding region: 458-2968 (836 amino acids)
Biological process (GO): regulation of transcription by RNA polymerase II
Cellular component (GO): histone acetyltransferase complex
Source: RefSeq, a predicted model, not a curated record
GAGUCCUUUUGCUGCUUCACUCUCCAAAUGCCUUCCACAGUCAGGGCUGGCCCAGCCCAAAGCCAGGAGGCUGAAACCCAAUCCACAUCUUCCACACAGGUCUGCAUGUCACGCCCACCCUCCCCAGUCCGAUUCCCUGACCCGGAUUCCCCAGGAAGUAAACAAGAGGUCACCUGGAGGAGCCAGCAGGACGGGGUGGAGAAAUGACAGUCCCUUGCUGCCGCAUUUAAUUGGAGAGGAGCACAGAGACCGAGAUUAUAAUUAUGACGUCUUAAAUGUCAAGCUCUUCAAAAGUCUGCCGUUGCCCUCCCUGUCACCCUGAACAGCUCUGGGAACCGAAACCCUGCAGCGCCCCCAGAGCGUGCCCUGGGUCUCUCAGCCGGGCUUCACCUGGGAAAUGUGAGUGACAGUGACGUGCAGGCAGCUGGAAGACGCACAGAGAACCGCGGAGCCUGGGAUGAGCUCACAAGAGAUGGAAGAGAAGAGGCGAAAGUACUCCAUCAGCAGCGACAACUCUGACACCACUGACAGUCACGUGACAUCCACGUCAGCUUCAAGAUGCUCCAAACUGCCCAGCAGCACCAAGGCGGGCUGGCCCCGGCAGAACGAGAAGAAGCCCUCCGAGGUUUUCCGCACAGACCUGAUCACGGCCAUGAAGGUCCCGGACUCGUACCAGCUCAGCCCGGAUGAUUACUACGUCCUGGCAGACCCGUGGCGGCAGGAGUGGGAGAAAGGUGUGCAGGUGCCCGCCGGGGCGGAGGCCAUUCCCGAGCCCGUGGUGAGGAUCCUGCCGCCGUUGGAAGGCCCCCCGACACAGGCGUCCCCGAGCAGGCCUGCUCCUGGGGAGGGCUCCCCGCCCGACUGGCCGGAGGGCAGUCGCUAUGACCUGGACGAGACUGACGCUUACUGGCUGGAGCUCAUCAACUACGAGCUCAAGGAGAUGGAGCGUCCGGAGCUGGACGAGCUGACGCUGGAGCGGGUGCUGGAGGAGCUGGAGACCCUGUGCCACCAGAACAUGGCGCGGGCCAUCGAGACGCAGGAGGGGCUGGGCAUCGAGUACGACGAGGACGUGGUGUGCGACGUGUGCCGCUCCCCCGAGGGCGAGGACGGCAACGAGAUGGUCUUCUGUGACAAGUGCAACGUCUGUGUGCACCAGGCGUGCUACGGGAUCCUCAAGGUGCCCACGGGCAGCUGGCUGUGCCGGACCUGCGCCCUGGGUGUCCAGCCAAAGUGCCUGCUCUGCCCCAAGCGAGGAGGAGCCUUGAAGCCCACCAGAAGCGGGACCAAGUGGGUGCACGUCAGCUGCGCCCUGUGGAUUCCUGAGGUCAGCAUCGGCUGCCCCGAGAAGAUGGAGCCCAUCACCAAGAUCUCGCACAUCCCAGCCAGCCGCUGGGCUCUGUCCUGCAGCCUCUGCAAGGAGUGCACGGGCACCUGCAUCCAGUGUUCCAUGCCUUCCUGUGUCACGGCAUUCCAUGUCACGUGCGCCUUUGACCAUGGCCUGGAAAUGCGGACUAUCUUAGCAGACAAUGACGAGGUCAAGUUCAAGUCGUUCUGCCAGGAGCACAGUGAUGGCGGCCCGCGGGGCGAGCCCACAGCCGAGCCUGUGGAGGCCAGCCAGGCCGGCGAGGACCUGGAGAAGGUGACGCUGCGGAAGCAGCGGCUGCAGCAGCUGGAGGAAGACUUCUACGAGCUGGUGGAGCCGGCCGAGGUGGCCGAGCGGCUGGACCUGGCGGAAGCCCUGGUGGACUUCAUCUACCAGUACUGGAAACUGAAGAGGAAAGCCAACGCCAACCAGCCCCUGCUGACCCCCAAAACUGACGAGGUGGACAACCUGGCCCAGCAGGAACAGGACGUCCUCUACCGCCGCCUGAAACUCUUUACGCACCUGCGGCAGGACCUGGAGAGGGUUAGAAACCUGUGCUACAUGGUGACCAGGCGCGAGAGGACGAAGCACGCCAUCUGCAAGCUCCAGGAGCAAAUAUUCCACCUGCAGAUGAGGCUCAUUGAACAGGAUCUGAGUCGAGAGCGCUCCGGGAGGAGAGCCAAGGGCAAGAAGAGUGAGUGCAGGAGGAGCAGCCGCGAGGGCCCCAAAGACAGCCCCGAGAAGAAGGAGAAAGCCAAGGCCGGGCCCGACUCGGUCCUGGGGCAGCUGGGCCUGUCCACCUCGUUCCCCAUCGACGGCACCUUCUUCAACAGCUGGCUGGCACAGUCAGUACAUAUCACGGCGGAGAACAUGGCCAUGAGCGAGUGGUCGCUGAACAACGGGCACCGCGAGGACCCCGCCGCAGGGCUGCUGUCGGAGGAGCUGCUGCAGGACGAGGAGACGCUGCUGAGCUUCAUGCGGGACCCCUCCCUGCGGCCCGGCGACCCCGCCAGGAAGGCCCGCGGCCGCACCCGCCUGCCCGCCAAGAAGAAGCCCCCGCCGCCCCCGGACGGGCCUGGCCCACGGACGACGCCGGACAGGCCCCCUAAGAAGCCCUGGGCGCAGGAUGCGUGCAGCGGCAAGGGCGGGCAGGGGCCGCCCGCCAGGAAGCCGCCGCGGCGGACGUCUUCACAGCUGCCGUCCAGCCCUGCUGCUGGGGACUCUCCCGGCCCAGCAGCCCCCGAAAGCCCCCCACCGCCGGCCCCCGAGACCCCAGACGAGGAGGCCCUGAUGGCCGCCGACUUGAAUGUCCAAGUGCCUGGCCCUACAGUGAGUCCCAAGCCCUUGGGCCGGCUCCGGCCGCCCCGAGAGAGCAAGGGGUCCCGGAGAUCGCCGGGCGCCAGGCCCGAUGCUGGGACAGGACCACCUCCUGCCACGGCCCCUAGGCCGAAGGUCAGCCUCCACUUGGAUCCCGAGACUGAUGGCUACUUCUCUGACGGAGAGAUGAGCGACUCCGACGUGGAAGCCGAGGCUGGCGCGGUGCAGCAAGGGCCCCGGGAGGCGGGGGCUGAUGAGGUGGUCCGCAUGGGGGUGCUGGCCUCGUAACUCACCCCUGGCCCUGCCCCGGGCACCCCAUCCCCCCACGGCCUCAGCCCAGUCACAACUGCCGUUUCCAGUCUCUGCUGAGUGUCCCAGACCCUCGAGGCCGUCGCUCUCGUGGGUUUUCUUUUUAAUUCCAAGCGAGUUUUGAAUUCCACACUGUCGUCUCCUCUGUGCUGGCCUAGAGAUCUCCUUCCACUGCUCUGGCCGCCGGGACCGUGCCAGGUCCUGGGCGCCGUCCCUGCCCGGCCCACGCCAUGUUGCUGGGCUUCUGGCUUGGCCAGAGGCGAGGAGAAGCACUCAGGACCCCAGCCCGCUGCCACUGGGUGACACAGACUGUCGUUUGGGCAUUAUUUCACGGCAGAUGGGCCAGCCCAGGCCUACCCCGCCUUGCCCCCAAAUCCCACUGGGGCCCGUUUUUUUUUUUUUUGGGGGGGGGUCCUGCUGCACUCCACUGGUCCCCAAGGAAAUACAAUAAGCGACCCCCAGCCAGAGACUGCUCACUGUCACAAGCACAACGAGUCUGUUUUUGAGAAAGCACUGACGGGGUGCAGGGGCCUGCGGGUUCCUGGGGAACCGGCAGCUCCUCCUGCCCGGCCCGCCCCCCCCCCCUCGCCGCUCUGCCCCCGCAGCGCCCGGCCCAGCGGCUCUGGAAAGGGGCUCCUACAAUCCUUGAGCUGUGCUGCUUACUCAGGGGACUCCCACACAGCGGCCUCCAGUGCAGGAGGCCGCCCGGGAGGGCCAGUGCCCAGCCGGGGCGUGGGACUCGGACCAGCCCCCCGCAGAGACUCUGGGGCUCCAGCUCCCUUCCUCCGGGGCCAGUCUUGGCCGCAGUCCGGUCACUCCCAGCCAGAGCUGACCAGACCGGACCGUUCGCCUUUUCAAGUUUCCUAGUCCUGCUAAGAGAUGAGCUUCUUCCUUGGUUUCCUCUUGGAAACCUCUCCUUCCAACAGGCAGUGGGAUCCCGGGGCCCUGGGUGGGCCGCUGCCGGCCCGCUGGGGCUGGCCAAAGUCUGGGGACGUUCCCGUGUUCUCUGUCCGUCCCUCCGAGCCUUAACCCCCUCUCCCACCCGUGCCCUGCCCCUGCCCCACCCCCACGGUCCUGCCUUCCACCCCACCCUCCUGCCCCACCCAUGUAGGUCCCAGGUGUGGCUUUGAAGAGCCGAGUGGAGUGGCCCCAGGGUGAUAGCUCAGGGAACAAACAAAAAGGAAUUCCGUGAAAACAUUGUUUUUUUCUUUUAUGAAUUACUCCGGGGUCACUUCUGCCACUGGUGAAGCCAGAACAUCUCCAGCAAGAACCUUGCAAAAGUCCAGUGAAUCAGUCGAAUCAUUCUAUGGAUGCCAAAGAAUAUUUUGACCAUAACACAGCACAGCCCGGACCUGACAACUUGUCACUUGGACUUUUUGUCAAGGGAGUUCUCGAGCGACAAAGGCCGGAGACACGCACGCACACACGCACGGAGACAGGCUGAGCGCGCGCGGGACAAGGCUUCCCUGCUGCUCACUUGGAGCUGGGUGUUGGGUUCAGAUCCUGGGCUGGGCGCACUGUGAGCUUCCCCGGACUCGCACUCAGCAUGGGGAGAAUCCCGACGGUGAAACCAGCAUGGAAUCGUUUUUACCCUGUGGUCCCCCCCACCCGCGACCCUGACCCAAGAACACAGAGCAAAUAACGGCCGGGGGACAGCCUGCCGCGCGGCCACCCCCGACUCCACAACUCAAGGUACGACAGUGGCAUAGUCGUCAUGGACACUCAGUUUCAUGUGAAUUUCGCAAAACAGGAAACAAAGAUACUGACUAAGUUCAGGCAGGGGCACGGGUGUCUAGUCCGAGUGGACCCCGAGGGAGCGGGUGAGCGUGGGGGCCCUGGGCGUUGGGAGGCCAGGAGCUACUGCAUAGUUAGCCCGCCAGCCCGCCUGCCUGGGCAGUAGUGACCAGUGCAGUGUCGGCGUAAGCAUCCCACCCCCAGUCUGUUUACUGCCUUGAAACAGCCCUUCUCCCUGGGCCCAGCAGCUCUCCGAGCCUGGCUGCUGGGCCGCCUGGUCUGGCCCCAUGGCAGGCAGGGCGCGGAAAGCUUAGAGAACAACCGAGCCCUGUGCAGGGGGCCGGUCCCGCGCCCCCUCCCCUCUCCAUGCCACCGGGCUCCGUGGGGGCCUCUGGGGGCUGGGGUCGGUGGAGGGUUCAGGAGAGAGCACCUGGCCCUUCCUCGGGCUGUCGCUGGGGCCGGCAGAGCCCCGGGCUGUGGGAGGCGGGCUGGCCGCUGGGCUGCCUCACUGCCAUGUCAGCUGCCUGCACCCCGAGGGAGGCCCCACGGCGCAGGGGGACCAGGAUGCCAGUCUCCAGGCCCUGACCCCUUGGCCUGCCUCCCAUCAGCCACGGCCCCUCCACUGCUUUCCUGGCCUGCUGUCCACGGUGUAGAGGGCCUCGCCGCCCCGAGACCACAUCUGCCCACAUUGGUUGCCUCCUGGCCGGGAGGCAGCAGCUGCUCCGUAACUCAUUCUGGCUGUUUUCCCACAUUUCCACCAGUCCUGGUCGCCUACCUGACCUCCUGCCCCCUCAUCACGUGACAAAGGAUAAUGUGCAAGGAAAAGUAUUUUUCUGCGUCGUAACUGUAUUUUGAAACAAGUGGGAAGAAGAAAGGCAGAAUGCUCGCUGUCUCAGACCAGCGCCGCCUGUGGGGCGUGCGUGAGCGUUUGUGGCAGAGGAGCCUCGGCCUCCUUGGGGAAGCUGGAGGGUGGGGUUCGCGUGUCUGUGGCUGGGGCAGUCCGCCUAGAUUCAGCUGCCCGGCUCUAACUGGCAGCAGCUGGACUUGGCAUUGCCUUGCUCCCUGCCAGGUGUGGCCAACCUCUGCCCAUGCCCGACACUCUGCAGAAUGAUCUGGAACCCUCGGGGAGCCGCUCCCCCGUGCCCCGGCCCGGCUGGCCAUAUUGGCCCAGGAGCCAGGGCUGGAGCCCGAGCCCUCCGGUUUUCUUUAAGGCACUUUGCCACCUUCUCCCUCAGUCGCACACCUGUGCUCCGGAUGGUUGGGGGCGGUGGGGGGGUGAUAUGAAUGUCACAGGAGGAGACCCCUUCUGUCUUUGUUUCAAAGAAAGUGAUGUGCCAUUUGUUAAUAUACAAGAGAAAUAUUGAAAAUAUAUUGAAAAGAGCAAUUUAAAUUAUUUUUGGCUUAUGUUGCAAUAUUUAUUUUCUUGUAUUAGAAAAGAUUCCUUUGUAGAGAAAAAAUGUAUUUUUCAUUACCGCAAAGACCUAUUUCUCCUUUUUGUACAUUGUCCAUGUUCGCACCCCUGAACGAGCAAUAGAAUGUACGGUGGCCUGCGUGUGGCUGCCGCCCGCUGUGCCCUGCAUGUUGCCGCUGCUGCCUCGCUCCCAGCCCCAUCCCGUCCUCACUCACCGGGGCGUCCGGAUCCCGGCCCCGCCAGGGCCUGUGUCUCACGGAGCCCUUUGCACUCCUCGUGUGUUGGCAAACGCAGUUAAUAAAGCAAUGUUU